ACACCAUCUCGCGCUUUAUUCUCUUUCCUUCGUUUCUUUUUCGGAGAUCGACGAGGAGGAGGAGGAGGAGGAGGAGUUCAACUUCAGCAUCAGCAACCACAGCCGAAGGAGAAGCUUUCCUUUCCUUCACCUCUUCUUAUCGCCGUCUCCGACUCCGCAUGAGAAGGGCGCGACCCAAAUCGUCAAGCGGGAGUUAUCCGUCGUUGAAGCAUUCCAAGUUAAAGUAUACAUCGGCAGAGGUGUUUUGUCUCUGUGGUGCCUUUUUCCCUCUACUCUUCCGGUGGUGGGCCUUACGGAAAAGCCUCGCACGUAAGCGACUGCGAUCGAGUUGUUUGCUUGUGGCAGUGACCAUCGUCUGCUGCCAAGUAAUUGGAACGUGUACGCCCACCGGGCAGCCGAAGACGGCAUGGAGGAAGAGCGCCACCGCGACGGCGUGGAGGCAUCGGCUGACGGGUGCUUCGACUGCAACAUAUGCCUGGACUUUGCCGCGGAGCCGGUCGUCACGCUCUGCGGCCACCUCUACUGCUGGCCGUGCAUGUACAAGUGGCUGCAGCAGCGGCAGCGGGGCGGCGCUCAGUGCCCCGUCUGCAAGUUCGGGCUCUCCCCGGACGGCCUGGUGCCACUCUACGGCCGGGGCCAUCGCGACGGCAAGAGGCCCCAGUGGCGCCCCGAGACACCACGCCGCCCGCCGCCGCCGCCCCUCCGGGACGCGAUCGGUGCCAGUGAAGCGCGGCACCCGGAGACUCAACCGCGUCGUCACCGUCGCCAUAGUCCUAGUUGGGAUUACACGUCGCCGGCGGGUGGAGGGCUCGGGGGAAUAGCGAUGGCGGUGCUGCCGUGGAUACCACGAGACCAAGGCAGCACCAGGCUGACAAGGCGGGAGAUGGUGUUGGAGACGUCACUCCAUCAUUUAUGGGUCUUCCUUUGCUGCUGUGCUCUUCUGUGCCUGUUCUUGUUCUGAGAGUGCACGGUUCUUGAGCUCUGCGCAUAAGAAGAAGGCAGGCAGCAGAGGGGACUUCCAACCGGAUAGGAGAGGAAAAUUCUCGAAGACUGUGAGGGGAAUAUACGAGGAAAAUGCUCAUAAAGACCACAAAACAGCAGCAGCAGCAGCAGCAGCAGCACAAAAGCUAUACAUUUGAAUCUUUGAGCAUGGCAUAAGAAAUCAGUGUCGUUGCAGAAAUUGGAGUAAGUCGAGGCUUCGAGACUCCAUGCUUCUUCUGGACAACAAACUAGGCUUUGAUUCUUUUGUUUUUGUUUGUUUGGAGCUAACUAAGUUCUUUGUACAAUGUUGAUGUAUAUACUAUGGCAAAAUGAGGCAGAUAAUUGGACAGUUUGUUCACAAAA
Messenger RNA from Musa acuminata AAA Group (dessert banana), 1344 nucleotides. Its product is annotated as E3 ubiquitin-protein ligase RMA3-like. Gene Ontology annotation, biological process: ubiquitin-dependent protein catabolic process. Gene Ontology annotation, molecular function: ubiquitin-like protein conjugating enzyme binding; metal ion binding; ubiquitin protein ligase activity. Bases 407 to 961 code for a protein of 184 amino acids. Lineage: Eukaryota; Viridiplantae; Streptophyta; Magnoliopsida; Zingiberales; Musaceae. The transcript is spliced from 2 exons. Gene Ontology annotation, cellular component: endoplasmic reticulum. The record is from RefSeq and is a predicted model, not a curated record.